This is a messenger RNA of Rhagoletis zephyria (snowberry fruit fly), 7184 nucleotides long. It is a transcript of the gene Appl, whose product is annotated as amyloid-beta-like protein. Gene Ontology annotation, biological process: axonogenesis; central nervous system development. Gene Ontology annotation, cellular component: membrane; neuronal cell body; neuron projection. The record is from RefSeq and is a predicted model, not a curated record. Gene Ontology annotation, molecular function: transition metal ion binding; heparin binding. NCBI's taxonomy places the organism in Eukaryota, Metazoa, Arthropoda, Insecta, Diptera, Tephritidae.
UCAUCGCUAAUCGCUUUCUUUCAUUUCUUUUUAGGCCGCCUCGCCGCGUUGGGAACCACAAAUUGCGGUGCUCUGCGAAGCCGGUCAAGUAUUUCAACCGCAAUACCUCUCCGAAGAGGGACGCUGGGUAACGGAUUUGAAUAAGAAGACAUCGGGCGCCACAUGCCUGCGUGACAAAAUGGAUUUACUGGACUACUGCAAAAAGGCCUAUCCAAAUCGUGACAUCACCAACAUUGUUGAAUCUUCGCAUUAUCAGAAAAUCGGUGGCUGGUGUCGUCAGGGAGCUUUGAACUCAGCCAAAUGUAAAGGGGCACAUCGCUGGAUUAAACCAUUCCGUUGUUUGGAAGGACCAUUCCAAUCGGAUGCACUGCUCGUCCCCGAAGGUUGCCUCUUCGAUCACAUUCACAAUGCAUCGCGCUGCUGGCCAUUCGUGAGGUGGAAUCAAACUGGCGCCGCUGCUUGUCAGGAACGUGGAAUGCAGAUGCGUAGCUUUGCCAUGUUGUUGCCUUGCGGUAUUUCAUUGUUCUCGGGCGUGGAAUUCGUUUGCUGUCCGAAACAUUUCAAAACCGAUGAGAUACGCGUAAAGAAGACCGACCUGCCCGUUAUCGCCCCAGCUGAGAUUACCAACAGCAAUGUGGAUGUGACUAACGAUGAUGACAAUGACUCCAACUACUCCAAGGAUGUCGGCGCCGAUGAUGAUCUUGACGAGGAUGAUGACUUAAUGGGCGAUGACGAGGAGGACGAAAUGGUCGCCGAUGAAGCAGCUGCUGGGGAGGCAAAUAGCUCCAAUGCGGACGAUUUGAAUGGCGAAUAUGAUUCGAGCGAGGAUUUGGACAAUUACGAAGAGGAUGGUGGCGGCGCAGCUGAGGAGCAGUCGGACAACUGGGAAUUGCAGAAUGGUAGCUCAAGCGGCGCGAAACCCACAGCGGUGAAGUCCAACGCAGAAGAGGCGGGUGGCGCAAAGGGCAAAUUGGGCGUUGAAUCUGUUGUUAAGGGCGCCGCUGGUAUGAUGGCCGAUGGCCCAGUCUUGCCGGCAGCACAGCAGCAGCAAAUGCCCUCGGCGCCAUCGACCAGCCAGCCGACCGUCGACCCAUACUUCACCCACUUCGAUCCGCACUACGAACAUCAGAGCUACAAAGUAAGUCAAAAACGCCUCGAGGAAUCGCAUCGCGAGAAGGUCACACGUGUCAUGAAGGACUGGUCCGAUUUGGAGGAGAAGUAUCAGGAUAUGCGCCUAGCCGAUCCAAAGGCUGCACAGAGCUUCAAGCAACGCAUGACCGCACGCUUCCAGACUUCUGUUCAGGCACUCGAGGAAGAAGGCAACGCCGAGAAGCACCAGCUGGCCGCCAUGCAUCAGCAGCGCGUACUGGCCCACAUUAAUCAGCGCAAACGCGAGGCGAUGACCUGCUACACACAGGCGCUCACCGAGCAGCCACCAAAUGCUCAUCAUGUCGAGAAGUGUUUGCAGAAGCUGCUACGCGCCUUGCAUAAAGAUCGCGCACACGCUUUGGCGCAUUAUCGUCACCUCUUGAACUCCGGCGGUCCAGGUGGCUUGGAAGCUGCCGCCUCGGAUCGACCACGCACUUUGGAGAGACUCAUCGAUAUCGACCGCGCUGUCAAUCAGUCCAUGACCAUGCUGAAACGCUACCCAGAAUUGUCUGCCAAGAUUUCACAGUUGAUGAAUGACUAUAUUUUGGCACUGCGCAGCAAGGACGACAUACCCGGCUCAUCGUUGGGCAUGAGUGAGGAAGCAGAGGCGGCCAUUUUGGAUAAGUAUCGCGUUGAAAUUGAGCGCAAGGUAGCGGAAAAGGAGCGCUUGCGCUUAGCCGAGAAGCAACGUAAGGAACAGCGCGCCGCCGAGCGUGAGAAAUUGCGCGAAGAGAAGUUACGCAUGGAGGCCAAGAAGGUGGAUGAGCUGCUUAAGUCGCAAGCCGACCAAGAAGGUGGCGCCAGUGGCGCUGGCUCUACUGGUUCAUCCACCACUGGCGGCUCCUCCUCCGGCUCCGGCGCAUUGGGUGAUUCAAAGGUGAGCAGCAAAGAAAUCGGCCAACUGGUGGAUACCACCAAAUUGUCACAGAGCGAAAAGGAUAGUAAUGGCGGUGAAGAGUACGCCGAUGUCACUGUCAGCACCAAAACCCAAACCGUCCUGCCCACAGUCGACGAUGAUGCCGUACAGCGCGCUGUUGAGGAUGUAGCUGCUGCUGUCGCUCACCAGGAGGCUGAGCCACAGGUGCAACAUUUCAUGUCGCACGAUUUGGGCCAUCGCGAAUCGAGCUUUUCGCUGCGUCGCGAAUUCGCCCAUACGCACGCGAACAAGGAGGGACGCAAUGUCUACUUCACUUUGUCGUUCGCCGGUGUUGCAUUGUUAGCGGCCAUAUUUGUUGGUGUCGCAGUAGCCAAAUGGAGAACAGCUCGUUCGCCACAUGCGCAAGGCUUUAUUGAGGUUGAUCAGAACGCCACCACACAUCACCCCGUUGUACCGGAGGAGAAAAUCGUGGCGAAUAUGCAAAUCAAUGGCUAUGAAAAUCCAACAUACAAAUAUUUCGAGGUGAAGGAGUAAAAGCACCAAGAAAAUAAAAAAGAAAUUUAUAAAAUAAAAACAAAAUUUGCAAAUAUUGUAAACGCACUCAGCAACUCAGAAAUCCAACUAAAGGAGAAGUAAGACCCCGCCCUCCCCCAUGAAAGUAAAAUACAUAACUAAAUCAAACUCCCUAUAAAAAGCCUGCUUUAUCAUGCCACUUAUACAUACUUACAUACAUAAGAGAGAAUGUAAUAAAAAUAAAAAUGAGUCAUGCUAAAUUUACAAAAAAAAAACAACCCGUGAAUUAUACCAACCAUAUUUUCCAAAAGAAAAAUGAAAAUAAUUCUAAGCAAAUUUAAGAAAAUAAGGAAAUUUAAAUAAAAUCGGAGCGCAGUUCCAAGGUAGCAGAAGAAGAAAAUGUAAAGUGGUAAAAUAGUGAAAGCAAACACAAAAGCGAACACAAAGAAAGGGGCUCAUAAACGAAGUAAAAGAACUAAAACUGAUAAAAGCGCAAAUAAAAACAGACAAAAUUAAAAAAAAAAAAACGAAAUAAAAAUUCGCAAAAUUAAUUUUUGAAAGUGAAAAAUCGAGCUCAAAUAAACAGCGAUUACAGCUCGAAAUUUAUACUCAAAACACAGAUACACAUACAUACAUGAAUAGACAUGAAAGCCCCCAAAACACUCACUCAAACAUUCACUUACCCUCUACUCACUCACUCACUCACUCACUCACUCAAUGGUAAAAAAUUCAGAAUUCUUUCAUACUCCACAUUUGAAUAAAAAAAAAACGUAUGUUGUUCUUGUUUAGAAAGUAUUAAUUAAAAAUUAUGUGUAAUGGUAAUGAGUAACAGAAAAAAAAAAUUAAAAACUUACAAUUAAGUAACAAAUCAAGCAGAAGCAAAUUAAUUUUAAGCAAAAUGUGAAAGAAAAGGUUUGCAAAUGGAAACAGCAAAUGAAGGUGUGCGAGAUUUUAUUUAAGUAUCAAAGUAAAAAAAUAAUAAUUUUGCGCAACAAUUAAAGCUAAAUGGAAAAAUAAGCAGAUUUCUACAUUUUUUUCUAACAAAGGGGCAACCAUUUUCAGUGCAAGAGAAUAGCUAAUGCGUAAGCAAAGGGGGACUAAGCGGUACUUCAACGAAAAUUAUUUGAAACUUAAAACUUUUUUGAACGAGAGUAGAGAUAAAAUAGAGCGAGAACUGCAAUGAAAAGAGCGUAGGAGAAAAAGUGAAUGAAAAGCUUUAAAAAGCUAAGGUGAAAGAAAGAAUUCCGAAGUUAGAGUAUUUUUAAAUAGAAAAACGAGAGAUUCGUGAAAAAUAAAGUGGAAAUAUAAAGCUUGCGCUAUGCAACUUUUUAAAAAGCAAAGAAGUAAAUGACUAACUUAUUCACAAAUCAAAUAAAAUGUACAAAAAUUAGUAAACGAGACAAAAGAGAAGCGUAUCUACUAGAAAAACUAGUGAAAAACUGUUUAAGGAGCGGCAGGAUAUACAAAAGAAAGAGCAUUGGGGGUAAAAUUUAUAAAAUUAGUAAGUUAUUUUCACUCAACUGAAGAGACUAUCGAAAGCCCCCUAAAGCAGUAAUGCUCAAAACAGCGCCCGCGGGCGGAAUUCUUCAAAGCUCUCUGUAAAUUUUUUAUGGACGCUCACAGAGUAAAAUUUCUCUCUGAACCACACUAUCCUAAAGGCACUCUAAAAACUCCUAGAGCUAUAGUGAGCAGCUUCUUUCUAGUUCUCCGAGCUUUUUUGAGCUCUCAAUACAACUGGUAUGGGCAUGUACAAGGGAUACCUCGUAUUACUUUCCUCUAAUAAAUAAAUAUUCCUUUUAUAAAUAUACGUUGACUUUCGAAGAGCAUCUUGAAACAUACCAACAAGCUUUAGUAAGAAAAAAAAGCUCGCUGAACAUUUAAUAAAUUUACAAUGAAAUAACAGGCAAACAACUGAGGAACGCACUAAGAAAGAAACAUCGCCAAAACCUUUUAGAAAAGCACACCACGUAACGAAAGCGUUCAAGCUUUAAUCUUCCUUAGCUUACAUACAAUUUCGCUCGGAAGCUCCUCUCUCACUCUCCGUCUCAAAGUCCCUCUCUACCCAUGCAGAUUGAAAUUCUCUCGCACUCACUCCUACAUACUGCAUUCAAAUUAAAUUAAAAGAAAAUGAGAGCAAAAAUUGUACUUUACAUAAAAAUCAAUAAACUUAUAAUAGGUAAGUGAAAUUUUUUGUGAAAGCGAAAAUAUGUAAAAUCGAUGUAAUAAAUAGCAAAACAAAAAAAUGGAGAACGCAAAAAAUUAUAGAACUUAUCACGCCUAUAAGAGAAAACCAAAACAAAAACAAAAAAUAACUUUCACUCACUCUAUUCUUAACAAAAAUACAAAAACAACAAUCGCCUGCUUUUCAUUAAUAACCCAAAAGAAACGCUAUAAAUAAGAGGUUAGCAUUAGCUGGUUAAGAAUUCUAUAGUAUAUAUACAUAGAUAUAUAUAAAAUGGACAAAAAUAAAUAAAAGAGAGAAAUAAAUGACGCGCAUAAAAUAUGUUUACAUACAUAAAUACAUAGCUAUAUAAAUGCCUGCUGCUAUUCUUAUACAUACUCUAAACACGUACACGGAUGGAUAGAGAACAAAUGGAUAUAUGCUAACAGCAAAUACAUAAAGACAUACAAACAUACAUACAUAUAAGUUAUUAACAGAUAAGACAACGAACCGGGAUACAGUUGUGCUUUUAGGUUGCGAGAAUUCUGUGUAAGCUCUGAAAAGCUUUCGAAAGCUGAUGAAGAAAGUAAUGAGAAAAGUGCGCGGAAGCUUUAAGUUACACUCCACUGUUUGCAAGCAAACGCUCUUCAGACCAGCUUGUGGAAACUGCUUAGAUGUUUUCAGAACAAGUGUUCUUCUAUGCAUAUAAUGUAUUAGAAAGCUCAAAAAAGCUCUGUACGCGUACAUGGUUGCUUCUCAAAUUGGUUUUUGAAAGCUUAUGAAACAAUUUUCAAAAUAAAAGCUCUAAGUAGAUACGACUCUAUACGUUUUAUAUAUAGGCGCGAACAGGCAAAACACUUUUUGCGCCCAAUUUUAAUCAAAUUCAGUCACUUCUAAAACAUAGCUCGCACUAAAAGAUGUUUUAAAGCUUUCUUUGGAUUUCAUUGGCCGCCCACAGAGUAAAAGCCCUAUCAACAAUGCGCAAACUUAGAGUCUUUUGAAGCUUUUUUGAAGAGAAUGGUCACAGACAAAUCCCUUACUAUACUCAGAGAGGGCCGAGCUUUCUUUUUUCAAUGAAAUACCUACAACUGUAUCCAUAUUCUCGAAAGUUUUCAGAACUAUUUCUAUGGUGAAAGCUUGAGAGAGAAGUUGAAAUGAGUCGUCGCAUAAUAAUAUGAAGAACUAAGAGCAAACUAAAGAAAUGUUAUAUAGUCUUCGCACUUUCGAGUGCAUAUGAAAGCUUCACAAAAAUUGUAAUCGAUAGUAACCGAAGAUAUUCAGCUCAAUUCAAAGCUAUCUGUUCACGCCCCGUCUGCCACAAGCUCAUUACAAAGACCACACCCAAUUAGAACACACCCACAACCAUAAAUACACACUCAAGUAAACAGUUGAGGCGCUACAGCAGAUAAAAGAGGAGGACCUCAUCAACUUUUACAAACAAACUUGCAUACAAAUUCACUAAUUUCCUAUUCGUCGAAAAUCGUUCAUAUCAAUUUUGCAUGUUUACAUAAAUAUAUUUAUUAUUCUUAAGCAAUAGUUUUAACUAUACUCGUGUAUUUAGUAUAAUUAAUUUAUCGUUUCAAUUAUAUAAUUUAAUUACUUAACAAACACAAUUUUCAAUAUUUGUGUAAACUUAAUCAGACGCAAACGUCAACACUCGAAACAAUUAGAGAACUGAGUGUAAGAAAAGACAAAAAUUAUGUAAAAAAAAAAAACUUAAUUCAUUAAGUGUUUAAAUUUGCUUACACAUGGCAAAACAAAAACUUACUUACAUUUUUUCAAUUAUGUAUACUAUUGACUUAUGUACUUGUGCUUAGUUGCUGCUAAAUAGUUACUUAGUUGAUGUGCAGUAUUCGUUAAUUGAUAAGUUAUUAAUAUUUAUAAUAAAAUAUAUGCAUGAAUGAAAAAAUUCAUUUCAAAGCUAGUGAAAAAGAAUCGGCAAGUUGAAAAAAAAACAUCUUAUAAGAAUUAGUUUGAAAUUUUGUGUCCCAAGGCAUGAGCUGGCUUUUGACUUGCUAGCUUCGAGAACUUAAAAUCCGUUUAAGGAAUUUCCGUGAAAAAUUCAAAAAAUUAUUAUCGCUGACUUAUAGCCAAAAUAUUGUUAACUGGUUGAAAAUUAUAAACACAUUUUCAACUGAAUGAAAUUAGAGGCAGCACAGAGAGUGAGAGCGCCACUCUGGUGCUUACACUUCUAUUCAAGCAGAACAAGAACAAAUGUGCAAUACAUACUCUGUGGCAAAGAGUGUUAAGCAGAGACAAGCAUAGCAAUGGCACGGGCUUUAUAUACAUACAUAUUUUUUUAAAGAUAGGUGUAUGUAUGUAGUAUAAGUGUUACAAAGAAAGAGAGUUACGGCCUUUUGGACAUAUGCAUACAUACAUAUGUGGACAUAUACAUGCAUACAUAUAUAUAAAAUCAUUCAAAGCUUAAAAAAGCUCAGAGUCAAACAAAUCCGCUAACGAAUGUGAGCUUCAUAGUCUUGAAUU